ACUACAUUUCCCACCAUGCCUAGCGUCCGUUGCGCCGAUUAGUUAACGUUUGUAGUGAGCGACCUUGGACUCCAGAUCAAGCAUGGCGAAUAAAGAGCCUAACCGGUUCGUCCAGCACCUGCGGGACCUGGCGGGUCGCAUGUCUGCCGGGCCGCGCGGCGCAGGAACGGGUCUGAAGCUGCUGUUGGGUGCUGGAGCACUAGCGUAUGGCAUCAAGGAGGCCACCUACACGGUGGAGGGUGGUCAGAGGGCCAUUGUUUUCAACAGAAUCGGAGGGAUGCAGAUGGACACCGUUCUCUCUGAAGGUCUUCAUUUCAGGAUACCCUGGUUCCAAUACCCCAUCAUCUAUGACAUCAGAGCACGGCCCAGGAAGAUCUCUUCUCUCACAGGAAGCAAAGACCUGCAGAUGGUGAAUAUUGCGCUGCGUGUGCUGUCCCGUCCAGUGGCGUCCAACCUGCCGACUCUGUACCAGCAUCUGGGCAAAGACUACGAUGAGCGCGUGCUUCCCUCCAUCGUCAACGAAGUCCUCAAGAGCGUCGUAGCCAAAUUCAACGCUUCCCAGCUCAUCACUCAGAGAGCGCAGGUGUCGCUGCUGAUUCGCCGGGAGCUGUUUGAGAGAGCCAAAGACUUCAACAUCAUCCUGGAUGACGUGGCCAUCACUGAGCUAAGCUUCAGCAGAGAGUAUACUGCAGCAGUGGAGGCCAAGCAAGUUGCCCAGCAGGAGGCGCAGAGAGCCCAGUUCUUUGUGGAGAAGGCCAAACAGGACCAGAGACAGAAGAUCAUCCAAGCCGAGGGAGAGGCUGAGGCAGCCAAAUUGUUAGGAGAGGCGGUCACAAAGAAUCCUGGCUACCUGAAACUGAGGCGAAUCCGAGCGGCCCAGAACAUCGCCAAGACGGUUGCAUCGUCCCAGAACAGAGUGUACCUGAAUGCAGACAGUCUAGUGCUGAAUCUUCAAGACCAAGGUUUUAAUAACUUAUCAUUGGGGAACAUAAAGUAGCAGGUUGGUGGAGGAGAGGGAGUGACCCAACAUCUCAGCUCUGCCCCCUAGUGGACAUGCUCAGCAGGUGACACUAAUGCCAUGGGAGGCCUCAUCUUCAGUGUCCACACACACACACUCUCUCUCUGCAGUCCUUCAUUAUUGCUGAAGUUUGGCUUGCGUCCUAAUCCAACGUCCAGACGUCUAUGUGAAGAUUGUAUGAUGACAUCACUGAGUAGCCGCAGCCAAUUGGUGAAGUGCUCAGAGCUGACCCCUCUCCUGACGCAGAGUGGCCUGGUGGCGUCGGGCAAUGUGCUGAUGUUAUGACAUGAUUAUGUAAAGUGAAGUUCUCUAAUGUAACGGUCGAUGUGUGACUUCCACUGGACGACACAAUAAACGUUUUUUUUUUAUUUCAAA
Molecule: messenger RNA, 1393 nt
Organism: Alosa alosa (allis shad)
Lineage: Eukaryota; Metazoa; Chordata; Actinopteri; Clupeiformes; Clupeidae
Gene: phb2b
Product: prohibitin 2b
Exons: 10
Coding region: 83-997 (304 amino acids)
Biological process (GO): mitochondrion organization
Cellular component (GO): mitochondrion; membrane
Source: RefSeq, a predicted model, not a curated record